Messenger RNA from Fonsecaea erecta, 1074 nucleotides. RefSeq lists its product as hypothetical. The transcript has a single exon. The coding region runs from base 1 to 1074 and encodes 357 amino acids. NCBI's taxonomy places the organism in Eukaryota, Fungi, Ascomycota, Eurotiomycetes, Chaetothyriales, Herpotrichiellaceae. The record is from RefSeq and is a predicted model, not a curated record.
AUGGCGAAGGAGUUCGUCUCUGAGCCAUCUUCAUCUUCCGGCCGUUUCGACCUGAGGAGGUCUCUGAGGGCUGCCAGGGCUCGUCCUUGGUUGGUCAACAGCGUCCUUCGUGGACGGUCAACGGCCGCUGGGGUCAAGGGCGUUGAGGAUGCCCCUUCAUCGUCCGCGACCACCACUGUGAUAAUUGUCUCCGACUCUGCGCUGGCCGCUACUGUCUCGUGUGAUGCGGAGAAGCAAUCCUUGCACAACACCACCGCUGAGGCGAAGGCUGCGACUUCUGUCAACGCUGGAUCCAAGGCAAAGGUCAUGGGAUCUCGGAUUCCCGGACCGGUCACACCGGUCCUUCAUGGCACGUUGUCGUCUCGGCUUUGUGGAUCCACCACACUCGACAAGGAAGGCGAUUUGAGAAAGGACAGGACAACCGCCACGUCUCUCACCAUCACAGGGGGGACAGCCUCGGCGUCACGGCUCCCGGUUCGCAACAAGGCUUCGCACGUUGGGCGACGGCCGGCUCUUGAGCAGGUACGACACAGCAAGCACCUUGUUGCUCACGCCAGGAACCAGGUGGACAAAGAGGCCGGCAACAACAAAGGGAUUGGGGGAUCUGGCGGCUGCCGCCAACUUGUUCGACGACUGGAAGCGAUGUCGAUCCAGAGUUGCAUAAACCCGGAGCCAAUCAGGAGUCAUCGAGGUGACCGCCUGGUCAAAUCGAUCCUGAAGCAUCGUGUUGAGCCCUUUGAGGAGACUGAGCGGACUGCACCGACUUCUGCCGGCCAGGGAGUGACAUCUGAUAAUCCGGCUCAGAAGAAGAGUGUGACAUUUGCCCCGUCGCCGUUAAUCACACCGGCCCGUUGUUGGCCCAAGCACAUCGUCCCGGAGUGGCGAUGUCAUCAGUGUGGUAGCUGUGGGCAUUUGCCGUGGUGUCGUGAGCUGGUGGGCGCGAAGCUAGGGCUGCAGACUUCUGAUGUCUGGCUGAAAGAUCAACAGAUCCGAGGCUACGACUACUUGAGGCAUUCGGGAGGCUAUCUCAGCAAGUACGGUUCUCAUGCUCCCACGGAACUAUGGAGUUUUUGA